AUGUCUGGUCUUCCGCCGCCACCAUUCUUUCUUCAAAAUCCUGGUAAGCCUCCGCAAACCUGGCUGUCAUGGCGGAAAUCGUUCCAGAAUUACCUCAUCGCAACUGGACUGGACAGUGAAUCCGCAACGCGUCGCAAGGCGAUUCUUUACCACUGCUUGGGAAGCGAAGGUCAACGGAUCUUCGAUUUGCUACCAUCGGGUGAUUCUUCAACUACAUCAUCAGGUUCGGGAGACUCUACUGGGCAACCGGAUAUUUUCGCAAAGUCUUUGCACACGUUGGACGUGCACUAUGAUGUCACGACAAACGCAAUCGCCGAACGACAUAAUUUUCGACAACGUCGUCAACAAUCUGGUGAAACGACGGACAACUACCUCAUUGCACUUCGUCAGCUAGCUAACAGCUGCGAUUUUGGAUCCACAUGCGACGCAAUGCUCAGGGACCAAAUUGUGGAGAGUACGAAUGUUCCUCACCUCCGUGAGCGCUUGCUACUCGAAGGCUCUGGCCUUACCUUGGAUAGGACUCUGGCUCUCGCGCGUCAGUUUGAGCAAACACAGAAGGAAGUGAAACAAUUCCACAAGUACGAAGAAGAUUUCACUGUACAAGAAGUUGUCAAGCGACGAUUCAAGCAGACUGCUAACAAGCAGUUCCGAACUGGUAACAGACCAUCGGUACCGACGUCAGGCACACAUUGCUUUCGUUGCGGGUCAGCGGAUCAUCUCGCGAACUCACCUUCAUGCAGAGCAAGAAACAAAAAGUGUUUGGCUUGCAAUAAGAUAGGACACUUUCGGUCGGUCUGCCGAUCUUCUGGCCGAGUUCGUACAUUAGCUUCGGAUCUGAGCACUUCUGGGUCGACCUCGCAAGACGACAGCCCAACAGUACUCCAACUUGGAUCACCCGAAACGAGGCGCAAGACUGGAAUAUAUCUUACAGUAAAUGUUGAAGGCACCAACGUCGAUUUCCUGUUGGAUACAGGUUCGUCAGUAUCCAUUAUUUCUGCAGCAAUUUACAACAAGCACUUCUCUGGCAUUACAUUGAGGCCGACGUCCAUCAACCUCUUCGACUACUCAAGAAGCCGCAUCGCUAUAGUCGGUUGCUUCCCAGCAUCGGUAACCCACAAGAACCGCAAAGUGUGUGUGAUCUUCUACGUCGUUUCGAGCGGUACAACUCUACUGGGCCUUGACGCGCUCACCGCACUGGAACUUAGGAUCGACGGGCUCGACCUUACGUGCUCAAACACAGUAUCUACUCCAUUACCGUCAGUACUCGCUUCAGAUUUCGAACACCUGUUUGAUGGUACGCUAGGAAUUGCAAAGAACUACGUGCACAAGGUGAAAGUGCGGUCGGAAGUCAAGCCCGUUACUGGUAAAUUGCGACGGCUACCGCUCACAGUUCGCGAACAAGUUUCAGACGAACUGCGACGACUAGAAGAGCAAGAUAUAAUAGAGAAGAUUACUGCGUCGGAAUGGGUAUCACCAAUCGUGGUGGUGAAAAGGAAAGAUGGCUCCAUCCGCCUUUCUGUGGACCUCCGGGAGCCAAACAAGGCAGUCAUACCAGAUUGUUUCCCCUUGCCCCAUACAGAUGAACUGCUAAAUGCCCUGUCUGGAGCUACGCGUUUCUCCAAGCUCGAUUUAGCUUCAGCAUAUCAUCAAGUUCCUUUACAUCCAGACAGCAGGGAUCUAACAGCAUUUAUAACCCACGAUGGCCUUUACCGUUUCAAACGUGUAUGCUUUGGAAUUGCAUCCGCUCCGUCAGCGUUCCAGCUUAUGAUGUCACUCCUACUGCAAGGCUGUCAAGGAGUAUUAUUCUAUAUUGACGACAUCAUCGUGUACGGGCGAACUAAGCAGGAGCAUAUGGACAACCUUCGAGCAGUUCUACAACGACUUUCGCAAGAAGGCUUGCGGCUCAACCACAAGUGCAUUUUUGACGUCCCCGAACUGACUUUCUUAGGACAUACUGUGAGUGCUCGAGGGCUCUCACCUUUGCCAUCGGCUACGGAAGCCAUCGAGAAAGCCCCUCCGCCAACCGACAUAUAUCUCUUCGGUCAUUUCUUGGCCUUGUCGGUUAUUAUGGCAAAUUUAUUCCGCAUUAUGCACAGGUCCUGGAGCCACUGA
This is a messenger RNA of Ornithodoros turicata, 2112 nucleotides long. RefSeq lists its product as uncharacterized. The transcript has a single exon. Gene Ontology annotation, molecular function: zinc ion binding; nucleic acid binding; aspartic-type endopeptidase activity. Lineage: Eukaryota; Metazoa; Arthropoda; Arachnida; Ixodida; Argasidae. Gene Ontology annotation, biological process: proteolysis. The record is from RefSeq and is a predicted model, not a curated record. The coding region runs from base 1 to 2112 and encodes 703 amino acids.